AUGAUAUUAGGAAGUUUUGAUUAUAUUAGUAAAUACAUAGUUCAACAUAUGAUUAAUGGUGAACUUAAUGAAUUACCUUCAAAACAGAAUUACGCUAUUUUCGAUAGGGGGCAUGAUACUUGUGAUGCUUCUGAUAUUCAACAAAAUCUAACGAAACUCUUAAAAACAUAUCCGGACCUUGAAAAAAUUUCUGAUAAAAUGCGUAAUGCUUUAUGUUUUGUAUACAAUCAAAGUAUGACGAAGAACAUUAAUAGUGAACAUUGUGAUUACCUGUAUUUUUGGUUAGGAAAUAUAAUAUAUAAUAAUAUGAUAUAUAUUUUAAAUUUUACAUCUGUUAUAUAUGUUAUUAACUUUAUAUUACAAAAUAAAGAAGGCUGGAAUAUAUGUAAAUUUGAUAAAUAUAAUAACGAUCGAGAAGAAUUUAUGGAGAUUAAGAAACUUUUUGAUUAUUCAAAAGAUUAUAAUAAGCUUAAACACGUUAUAACUAGUGGGUCAUGUAAUGCUGAUUAUGCGGAUCUUCUUAAUAACUAUGUCUUUACAUAUAGCAGUUUCGAAUUAAAGUGCAGUAAUUUUCCUAAUGUGACUAAGCAUUGUAAAUACUUUAAUGAGCUUUUUGAAGAUAAGGAUCCAAAGAAAUUGUCAUGUAAUUCACAAUAUAAUAAUUAUAAAUCUGUAACACAAAAACAAGAUCACCGUGGAGUGGCAGAAUCAAGAGUAAAAACACUAGAACAAACAACAGUAAAACAACCACAAGAAUUACCUAGAAGUGCGGUACAUACAGGUCUACAUGAAGAUGCAAAUAGACAAGAUUUAAACCAUGUUAAUUCUGAAUUUCAUCAUUCUGAUAUUAAAGAUCCAAAUCAGAGUGACAUUAUUGAUUUUUCAGCUUCUUCAUCCUCAAAAAAUAUGGUAAUAGCGUCUUUAGUUGUAGGAAUUACAGUUCUUUCUUUUGUACUGUGCAAAUUUACACCCGUCGGGUAUUGGUUAAAAAAAGCCUUAGUAGGGAAACCUAAAAGAAAAGGUAAUAUUAUUAUUGAUAGUAAUAUAACAGAUGAUUAUAUUAUUCCGGACGAUUUAGAUUCAUCGAGAAGAUUUAAUAUAAGAUACAGCAAUAUAUAUUAG
Plasmodium gonderi is the source of this 1122-nucleotide messenger RNA. RefSeq names its product variable surface protein. The transcript has 3 exons. The record is from RefSeq and is a predicted model, not a curated record. Bases 1 to 1122 code for a protein of 373 amino acids. Lineage: Eukaryota; Apicomplexa; Aconoidasida; Haemosporida; Plasmodiidae.